AAAAAAAAAAACAAGCUCCAGAUGAUUGGUCCAGGAUGAUUCUUUGUCUAAGGUGUCGCGGCAUAUCGCGAUUGUGUUUUGCCCCAAAAAACUAGCACGGCACGCGCGCGUUCGCAAUUGUGUUUCCAAAUCCUGUUGCGAUCUUGUGUGCCCCAUAUGUCAUUGGGGCUUGUCUGGGCUAAUUAAGAUAGCGUCCCUCUCCGUUUCUCCCUUUAUCGCCCGGGCGCUUCAUCUCCGGUACGCAACAUCGUCGUAAACCCAGGUGGUGUGGCGUAACAGGAAUCUUACUUGACGGGGUUGUUUUUCUUGAUAAAGGCGACUGACUCGUCGGCGAUAAGAUUUGCGCGUAGAUUUGCGUACUCUAGGUGCUCUUAUUAGGUUAAACAAAAAUACUAUUAUCGGCCGCCCACUGUCAAUCGGAGGCGACGGAGCGGACGAAUGAAUUGUUUUGUUUGCUGGAUCACACCGCCCCCCCCCGCCGGACCUGCCGUGGCAUUUGCGAACUCCAUUCUUUUCACCAUAUGUGCGCUUAUCAAACUUCCAGUGGGACUUCCGAAGAUAACGCCCUUUUUAGCAAUCUCAGGUUUGAGAUGUUUUGCGAGCAGAUGAAGGAAGAAGAUCACACAGGAUCGCUUCGUUUUGAACUGAGCGUUUUUAACGGUGGACAGCAUAAUUUAAUUCGUUUUUCCACUCUUUACAUAACUGAUAGCUGGGCAGAUAACAGCCUGGUAACGGAUGCAAUUUGUUCGGUCUUUCCUCCCCCGUUUUGUUCUUAGCGCUGGAACGCCGCGACGGCCCGCUUGUUGCAUUCUACGCAUCAGCCUACUAUGUGCCUUCGCGAAGAUACUAGCAACGGUCAUUGAGUGUUCGCACAAAGCCAUCUCCGCGAUGUGAUGACACGUCGGCCCUUAUCUAGCAGGCCGCUCUGAUCACACUGUUAUUAGAUAAGGUCCUGCCGGUGGUGACGUACGGAUAACGAGGGCUCUGUUGUUGUCGCGAAUGCCUGCAAAAAUCACCCACUUCGAGCGAGGGUACGUGUAGGUGGUAGUGGUCGUAUUGUUUUAUCUGAUCAGAUCAACAAGCCCCUGGGGACGGGUGCUGGGUAUAAAACCGUGCUCCUUGGAGAUGUGAAAUCUUUGACUUGAUAGUUCUCGACCGAGCCUAUACGAGAUACAUUGCCGUGUCGUCUACCGCGAACAAAUCUCUGGCCACACAAACGCCCACCCACACGAGAGGCUCGUUACAAGAAAGUGAAUCGAAACCUGUCGCACCGAGCACUAGCAGCAAAAGAAACUUUCCAUUUCUACGGUGUCAACGGUGUUCUAGUCGAUCUCCUUCUGGUUCCUGCGAUGGAUCUCUUCCUGUUGUGAUUGUUGCUGACUGUUGUGUGUCAAUGUUUUCGAAACCGAACCACAACCUUAUUUCCACGGAGUUGGUCGUCGUGUUGCGAAAGAGUCGAAAGUUACGAGCAGAUCCUUAAAAGUACCGCCUAGUAGCACUUUACCACCUUACCACACAAAAAAAAAACACCGGAAGUAUUCACUCUCUGAUGGCUAAGAGCAACCACAAUCAAUUAGGAUGCUACGUCAUGAUCGCACUUUUCGUGGCCGGAAAGGUGCAGUGCCUACCGGACCGAGCGGAACCAGCGGGACAGCUGACGACGGUCCCGGAGCGGGUCGAUGGAUCGACGGAAUCCACUACAGACGACGUUGCUGCCACGGUCACCGAAGACGAUCUCUACUUAGUAGAUACCACCACCACCACGCAGCAGAGCAUCAAAACGACGACACAUGAUCGGGUCCUGUUUACCGAUACGCCUGUCAUGGACGCUAUUACGAUCGUAUGGUACCUGGCCACCUUUAUCGCACUGAUAUCGUUCUUCCUGGUGAUGGCCUGUGCCGAUCACAACCGCUGCCGGUCGCGCAAACCAUCGUCCAGCGAGCUGACUCCACCGCCGACACCGGCCCCCUCCUACCAUCACUUUGCACCGCCCAGCUACGAUUCGCUCGUGUUCGAGAAGGAUAACGACAGCAUAUUCAUCAUCCCGUACGAUACUCGCAUCGAUGGUGCCCAUCACGCACGGAGCGUUGACGAUCUGGCCAGCAAUCUGGAGUACAUCAUCGAAACACCGACGACGACGACGGUACGGCAAGCACGAUCGCCCAGCCUGCGGUCAGUGCGUGUUAGUGAUAUUAGCGAAGGAAGUGACGCAGUGCCGGCGGUGAUUGCAGUAUCCAGCACGCCCGCAGUUCAAGAGCAUGACGCUACCGACCGGUGCUACGUCACCGUGCUGUGAAGGUCGUGCGCCAAUCGACAAACGGGCUCUAAAGUGGACAAAUAUCGUGGCUGGUUGAUUGGUUCAAGUGUGUGCAGCAGGGUGUGCCGAUUGAUUCGAGCCCCAAUCGGUUACUACGUAAUGCCUGACGCAAUGAUUCAGUACAAUGAUGAUAGGCUUGUUUGCCCAACGUGGGGAAAUAUGGUGCAGUGAUAGAGGAAAAGGAGUGUAAUCGGCAGCUCGUAAGCUUCCGGGUCACUGCAGGAAGGCUUGCGGUUUACACGCGGUGCUACUGUUGCUGCCCAUGACAAUAUCGAGCCCUUAUAUCGAGAUACACUAUACAGUAAGGUAGUGUAAGCGCGAAUCAACUCGAUCGAUAGUUAUUAACGGCAACGGGCUUUAGUGAUAAAUUGUUAUCAAACGUGAUGGUUCGCGAGUGCAGUGAGGGUUCUCAGAAUCUAUGAAUUUGUAAAUAUUUACUAGCUUUGUAAGGUAAUGUUUAUGGACGUUUGAAAUAUAUAGAAUAUGUACUUUUUUAAAAACGAA
Molecule: messenger RNA, 2821 nt
Organism: Anopheles arabiensis
Lineage: Eukaryota; Metazoa; Arthropoda; Insecta; Diptera; Culicidae
Exons: 3
Coding region: 1550-2296 (248 amino acids)
Source: RefSeq, a predicted model, not a curated record